Molecule: messenger RNA, 891 nt
Organism: Drosophila persimilis
Lineage: Eukaryota; Metazoa; Arthropoda; Insecta; Diptera; Drosophilidae
Product: nematocyst expressed protein 6
Exons: 2
Coding region: 1-735 (244 amino acids)
Biological process (GO): proteolysis
Molecular function (GO): zinc ion binding; metalloendopeptidase activity
Source: RefSeq, a predicted model, not a curated record
AUGCUUGUGACUUUGGGAUUGCUUCUCGCUAUUGGCCUCCAAGGAGUCCAUGCCCGUCCUGCGAGCACAUUCGAGGAGGAUGACAUGCGACUCACCGCAGAGCAGAUCCAGUAUCUGAAUGGAGGCGCUCGCAUAGCUCUCUCCUGGUCGGGAUACUACUGGCAGGGUGGCUCCCUCGUCUACAGCUUCGGUGAAGGCCUGUCCCCCCGGGACACCGAUCUAAUCGAAAAGGCCAUGGCGACGAUAGCCUCCCAAACCUGUGUGCGAUUUCGCAGGACUCGGAAUGCCCAGGAGCCGCAGGUGGUCAUACAGCGGAAGGAGGCCGGCUGCUGGUCGUACGUGGGCUUCCUGGGCAGGCAGCAGCAGCUCCUCAACCUCGGCGAGCGGUGCAUGACCAGCGGCACGAUUCAGCACGAGAUACUCCACGCCCUGGGGCUGUUCCACACGCACUGCGACCCGCGGCGCGAUCAGUACGUGAAGAUCCACCCGGAGAACCUCAAGCCCGGCUACGAGCACAACUUCCGACUGCUCGGGAUCGGCCAGGACCCACAAAUGACAGACUUUGGCCUGGGCUACGACUACGAAAGCCUCAUGCAUUACGGGGAGUACGCAUUCUCCAGGAACGGCCUGCCGACGAUAGUGCCGCUUCGGAGGGGCGUGCGGAUUGGCCAGGCCAAGGGCCUGAGCGCAAAGGAUGUGCGGAAGCUAAACCGCAUGUACUGCAGAGGAAACUAAGGGCAACCGCAUCCCUUCUCCAAGUAAUCGCCACAUUUGCAAUUCCAACGAGUUGUGGCACUUGACAGGAAACAAGAAUCUCCUCCUCCCCGGCCUCCUGCGGGCGCCGUUAAUCCACAAAACAAAAAGAGCUCUAGCCGUGCUAGAGGAAGUGUU